ACGCAACUUUGGUGUGGCUGUCCUCUCCGCAACGCUCCUCUGCUCGUUUCCACGCCAUACCGCAACACACAAUGAAUUCGCGAAGAAGGCUGGCUAAAUAAGAACCAGACCAACUCGAGGAUCUGGAACUAAAUCGCGCCCCUUCGGCAUUUCAACAUGUCUGAGAAGCUACUACAUCACGCCCUCCUACGGCCCGCCAUUAUUCAGAUCCUUCGUGCACAAGGCUUCUCUGGCGCAAAACCGUCAGUUGUCGACACCCUCACUGACAUUGCUGCAAAAUACUUGGUCCUCCUUGCCACAAGGGCGCUGAUGCACGCACAUACGAGCCACAUCGACGCAGAGCCUGACAUCACCGACGUGCGCAUGGCCAUGGUCGACUGCGGCAUUCUUCAACCGACCACGACUUCGACAGAAGAGGUGUGGACGGAGUUACUACGAAGACCUAUCAAAGAUAUACCAGACCGGAAUGACCUGAAGCGGCGGGAGGUUGCAAAGAGAAACGAUGACGACACCGAGGACGUUGCUGCAUUUGCAAAGUGGUUCCGCAGCAAGGGGUAUAGAGAUAUUGCGAGGGUUGCCGGCCUUCUCCCUGACGAGCAGCAAGAUGUAGGAGAGGCUCAAAAGAAGCCAGAGGACUACCUUACGCUAUUGAAGAAGAAACACAGCAAGACCGGCGAGGCGUCACGGUUUGCUGGCACCGUUCUAGGCAAGGAGGGAGAUUCGCGGACAAUCAAAAUUGACGGAGCCAUAGGCAUGCCAGAAUCAAUCGAACAAUGGCAAGAACGGGUUCGGCAGCGGUCGAGGAAGCUGGCUGCGGCCCGACAGCGUAAUGAAGAAGUGGUGCGAUCUGUUGAGAUGGAAGACGUGGGCUGAAAAGGAAAUCCCUAUUGCAUUUCGGCGACAAUAAUGAACACGUCAUGUAUUCGCUUCCCCAUUCACUCGACCAUCUCACCCAGGGGCACGCGGUCAGGAUCAGAUCCAUCCAGCAUGAGCGCAUCUCGCGACAGGGACGCAUGCAGCAGCGACCUGCCACAUGAUUUUGGUAUGGUAUCAAAAGUGUCAUAUCCAAGAAAAUUUGAACCAAGAGAUGAAGACCAGAAAUAUGAAAACUAUUGAUUAGGAGUAAUUGCCCAGAAGCUGCGCAUCUGGUUGUAUAUAGUCCUUGGACUUGACCCAAGAAAGGUCGCAUUUAGCGAGACCUGACAAGAGUUUCCAGUAAUUUAGUCAAGAUUUUGAA
Messenger RNA from Verruconis gallopava, 1237 nucleotides. RefSeq lists its product as uncharacterized. Gene Ontology annotation, molecular function: protein heterodimerization activity. NCBI's taxonomy places the organism in Eukaryota, Fungi, Ascomycota, Dothideomycetes, Venturiales, Sympoventuriaceae. The record is from RefSeq and is a predicted model, not a curated record. Bases 157 to 873 code for a protein of 238 amino acids. The transcript has a single exon.